GGGGGGUGGGUGGGGGCGCGCGGAAUAACCAUCGCUAAUAAGAAAGGAAGAAAGGAAGGGUGGGGGUUUUUUAAGAGACAGAGGCCAAGGAGAAUAAAAGGAGGCUGGGCUGCUUUGCAUUGAAGAUCGGGGCGCUAUUGAAAACCUUUUGAGAAGUGGCGUCUUCCACCCGCGCGCGCUUCCACCGGGAGAGCAUAUAUAUAUAUCUGGGAGCCGGGCAGCGGCUGCAAAGAGCGGCAGCGAGCCGGGGAGCGUCUCUGCGCGAAGGGCACUCUGCAAGCAAGAGGCAUGCUUGGCUCAAAGGGACCGCAGCUCACGGACUUCUCCUUACGGCUUCUCCUUGCCCUGUUAUGCUUGCGAGUCAAGGUGACCCUAACAUCAGGCCAGUUCGAGUUUGAGAUCAUAUCCAUGCAAAAUGUCAAUGGCGAAUUGCAGAAUGGGAAUUGCUGUGACGGGACCCGAAACCCAGCCGAUAAGAAAUGCACCAGAGAUGAAUGCGAUACUUAUUUCAAAGUUUGCCUGAAGGAGUAUCAGUCGAGGGUUUCCGCUGGGGGCCCUUGCAGCUUUGGGUCCGGAUCUACCCCAGUCGUCGGUGGGAAUACCUUCAGUUUGAAAUACAAUCGGAAUAACGAAAGGAACCGGAUUGUCCUCCCUUUCAGCUUUGCCUGGCCGAGAUCCUACACGUUGCUCGUUGAAGCCUGGGAUUACAGUAACGACAGUGUUAACGCCGACAGCAUCAUCGAAAAGGCAUCUCACUCUGGGAUGAUCAACCCGAGCCGCCAGUGGCAGAUAUUGAAGCAGAACGCAGGUGUGGCUCACUUCGAAUAUCAGAUCCGGGUCACUUGCGACGAGCACUACUAUGGCUUUGGCUGCAACAAGUUUUGCCGGCCGAGAGAUGACUUUUUUGGGCACUAUACCUGCGAUCAGAACGGCAACAAAACGUGCUUGGAAGGCUGGAUGGGUCUGGACUGUGACAAAGCCAUCUGUCGUCAGGGCUGCAGCCCCAAACACGGUUCUUGCAAAAUUCCCGGAGAGUGCAGGUGUCAGUACGGUUGGCAAGGUCAGUACUGUGACAAGUGCAUUCCUCACCCGGGCUGUGUCCAUGGAACUUGCAACGAACCGUGGCAAUGCCUCUGCGAAACCAACUGGGGUGGCCAGUUCUGCAAUAAAGAUCUCAACUAUUGCGGGACUCACCCGCCUUGCUUGAACGGGGGAACGUGCAGCAACACCGGACCGGACAAGUACCAGUGCUCCUGCCCAGAGGGUUACUCGGGACAGAACUGUGAAAUCGCGGAACAUGCCUGCCUUUCGGAUCCUUGCCACAACGGAGGAAGCUGCCUCGAAACCUCGACGGGAUUUGAGUGUGUCUGUGCUCCAGGCUGGGGGGCACCAACCUGCACACUCAAUAUCGACGACUGCUCUCCAAACCCCUGCGGCCAUGGAGGGACCUGCCAGGAUCUGGUCGAUGGGUUUAAAUGUAUUUGCCCGCCUCAGUGGACUGGCAAAACGUGUCAGAUUGAUGCCAACGAAUGCGAGGGCAAACCUUGUCUGAAUGCCAAUUCCUGCAGGAACUUGAUUGGCAACUACUAUUGCAACUGUGUCCCUGGCUGGACUGGCCAGAAUUGUGAUAUAAAUAUUGACGACUGCAUUGGACAAUGUCAGAAUGGAGGCACUUGCAGGGACUUGGUUAAUGGUUAUCGAUGCUCCUGCCCACUUGGCUAUGCAGGGGAUCACUGUGAGAGAGACAUCGAUGAAUGUGCAAGCAACCCUUGUUUGAAUGGGGGCCACUGCCAAGAUGAAAUCAAUGGAUUCCAGUGUCUCUGCCCUGCUGGAUUCUCUGGAAAUGUCUGUCAGUUGGACAUAGAUUAUUGCGAGCCCAACCCUUGCCAGAACGGGGCGCAGUGCUUCAAUUACGAAAACGACUACUUCUGCAGCAACUGCCCCGAAGAUUACGAGGGAAAGAACUGCUCGCACCUCAAGGAUCACUGCCGCUCGACUCCUUGCGAAGUCAUUGACAGCUGCACGGUUGCUGUGGCGUCCAACAGCACCCCGGAAGGCGUCCGCUACAUCUCUUCCAAUGUCUGCGGACCCCACGGGAAGUGCAAGAGCCAGGCGGGAGGCAAGUUCACCUGCGAAUGCAGCAAAGGCUUCACCGGCACCUACUGCCAUGAAAACAUCAACGAUUGUGAGAGCAACCCGUGUAAGAAUGGCGGCACGUGUAUUGAUGGCAUCAAUUCCUACAAAUGCAUUUGUAGCGAUGGCUGGGAAGGCACCUUCUGCGAAGCCAAUAUCAACGACUGCAGCAAAAACCCCUGCCACAACGGAGGAACUUGCCGAGACUUGGUGAACGAUUUCUUCUGCGAGUGCAAAAAUGGCUGGAAAGGGAAAACCUGCCACUCGCGCGACAGUCAGUGUGACGAAGCCACAUGCAACAACGGAGGGACCUGCUAUGACGAGGGAGAUGCCUUCAAGUGCAUGUGUCCUGCAGGAUGGGAAGGCGCCACCUGCAACAUCGCAAAGAACAGCAGCUGCCUCCCAAACCCUUGUCAUAAUGGCGGGACUUGUGUUGUCAGUGGAGAUUCCUUCACAUGUGUGUGCAAAGAGGGCUGGGAAGGACCGACUUGCACUCAGAAUACCAACGAUUGCAGUCCGCAUCCAUGCUAUAAUAGUGGGACGUGUGUGGAUGGAGACAACUGGUACCGUUGUGAAUGCGCUCCAGGCUUUGCAGGUCCCGACUGCAGGAUAAAUAUCAACGAAUGCCAGUCCUCGCCCUGUGCUUUUGGAGCAACAUGUGUCGAUGAAAUCAACGGGUACCGUUGUAUCUGCCCAGCAGGCCGCAUUGGCCCCAGAUGCCAAGAAGUUUCAGGAAGGCCUUGCAUCGGCAGUGGGCACAUUAUUCCAGAUGGAACUAAAUGGGAUGAUGAGUGUAACAGCUGUCAGUGUGUGAACGGAAAAGUCACAUGCUCUAAGGUCUGGUGUGGUCCGAAGCCUUGCUUGAUAAGCGCCAAAGGUCACAGCGAGUGUCCCACAGGCCAUACCUGCCACCCUGUCAAAGAGGACCACUGCUUCGUAGGUCCCUGCGACAACAUAGGCGAAUGCUGGCCUUCCAAUCAGCAGCCCGUGAAAAGCACGUGCAACUCCGAUGCUUACUAUCAGGACAACUGUGCCAACAUCACUUUCACUUUCAAUAAAAAGAUGAUGACUCCAGGCCUUACAACUGAGCAUAUCUGUAACGAGCUGAGGAAUCUAAGUAUCUUGAAGAAUGUGUCCGUCGAAUACUCCAUCUACAUCACGUGUGAACCGUCGCACUUGGCACACGAUGAAAUCCACGUUGCGAUUUCUGCCGAAGAUAUCCAGGAGGAAGAGAACCCGAUAAAAGAAAUAACAGACAAAAUUAUUGAUCUGGUGAGCAAGCGUGAUGGGAAUAGCACGCUUAUUGCAGCGGUUGCAGAAGUCCGGGUACAGAGGCGACCAAUUAAAAGCAAAACAGAUUUCUUGGUCCCGUUGCUGAGCUCCGUUCUGACCGUGGCUUGGGUCUGCUGUCUGGUCACGGCCUUCUACUGGUGCAUCCGCAAGCGCCGGAAGCAGAGUGCGCACACGCACACGCCGUCGGACGACAACACCACCAACAACGUCCGGGAGCAGCUGAACCAGAUCAAGAACCCCAUUGAGAAGCACGGCGCCAACGCCAUCCCCAUCAAGGACUACGAAAACAAGAACUCCAAGAUUGCCAAAAUAAGGACACACAACUCCGAGGUGGAGGAAGACGACAUGGACAAGCACCAGCAGAAGAGCCGCUUCGCCAAGCAGGCGACCUACACGCUGGUCGACAGAGACGAAAAGCCCCCCAACGGCACGCCCGCAAAGCACCCGAACUGGACAAACAAGCAGGACAACCGGGACUUGGAAAGCGCACAGAGCUUGAACCGCAUGGAGUACAUUGUAUAGCAGGCAGCCGGGCGCCGCCUCCUCCUCCAUACUUACCUGUUGGAGUCAACGCGGAGCUUGUAGUUCUCAAAGCGGUUGUGUAAUAUUUUGAGUCUAAGGCUAUUAUUUGCUUAGAAUCCCUGUGUUAAUUUAAGUUUUGACAAGCUGGCUUACACUGGCAGUGAUAGUUGCUGUGGUUGGCUGGAAUACCAAGCGCUGCAUUCCACAUCUAUGCAAAACUAGUCGAAAGUGCCCCCCCCCCCCGUCAAUUCAGCCGCCGCUGAUGCAUCUCCUGGCAAGGUUUCAUCAAGGUAUCAUGUAGCCUUUUAUUAUUUAGCCUUCCCUCCCCUAGCAAAGAAUUCCUUCCUUCCUUCCUUCCUUCCUCUCUCUCUUUCCCUUCCUUCCUUCCUUCCUUCCUUCCUUCCUUCC
Molecule: messenger RNA, 4356 nt
Organism: Podarcis muralis (Common wall lizard)
Lineage: Eukaryota; Metazoa; Chordata; Lepidosauria; Squamata; Lacertidae
Gene: JAG1
Product: jagged canonical Notch ligand 1
Biological process (GO): cell communication; multicellular organism development; Notch signaling pathway
Cellular component (GO): membrane
Molecular function (GO): Notch binding; calcium ion binding
Source: RefSeq, a predicted model, not a curated record